GUGAAUCUCAAUAAUUAAUUUCGCCACAUUUUUCUGGGAAACUGUUCGGGACUUUUGGAAUUAUUGGGUAACAUAUAUACAACUCUCUCCAAAAAUCGUCAUAGUCCAAGCACAUAAUUGUCUAUCAUGUCUUGCAGUGAAAUCAUCUCACCUGUUGAUCCUACUCAUCACUACACGUCCCUCGUUUCAUACUGCAUCAAAUCCCAAAACCUCAAGCUUGGGAAGCUCCUGCACUCACACCUUAUCAAAACCGCCCUCACCCUUAACGUCUUCCUAACCAACCGUCUCAUAUACAUGUAUUCCAAAUGCAACUCCAUACAUUGUGCCCAGAGGGCUUUUGAUGAUCUUCCAAUCAAGAACACACACUCAUGGAAUACCAUCAUCUCGGCUUACUCUCAGAGGGGUCGUUUCGAAGCCGCUCACUCCCUGUUUGAUGUAAUGCCUGAACCGAACGCUGUCACCUAUAAUUCCUUGAUUUCUGGUCUAAGUCGUCAUGGGUUUUAUAAAGAAUCCAUAAAUGCGUUUAGAGGAAUGCAAAAACAAUGUAAUGAUUUUCUUAUGGACAAUGUCACGGCCAUUAGCGUAGUGGGCAGUUGUGCUUGCUUGGGUGCAUUAGAGCUGUUGCGCCAAGUUCAUGGAGUGGCAGAGGUGAUUGGUCUCAAGUUCAAUGUUGCACUUUGCAAUGCUAUCAUUUAUGCUUAUGGGGAAUGUGGCAAUCCAGACAGCUCAUUUUUUAUUUUCAAUCAGAUGGUAGAAAAGGAUGUUGUGUCGUGGACUUCCAUGGUUGUUGCUUAUUCCAGGGCAUCUAGAUUGGAAGAUGCUUCUUGGGUUUUUAAUCAAAUGCCAACCAAAAACACGGUUUCUUGGACUGCUUUGAUUACAGCGUUUGCACAAAAUGGGCGAGGUGAUGAGGUUCUAGAUCUUUUUGUGCAAAUGCAAGAAGAGAGCGUCCAGCCUAAUUCUUUCACAUUUGUUAGCGUUCUUGGUGCUUGUGCUGAUCUUGCAUUUCUACACAGAGGGAAACAACUUCACGCGCAUAUUAUUAGGAGUAAUGGUGCCAAUGACAAGUUUAAUGUUUUUCUGUUCAAUGCUUUAAUUGACAUGUACUGUAAGUGUGGAGACAUGAAAUCUGCUAGGAUAUUAUUUGAAGGGAUGCCUGAAAAGGACAUUGUUUCUUGGAACUCACUAAUUACUGGAUUGGCUCAAAAUGGGAAUGGGGAUGAAUCACUUGCUGUAUUCAAGAAGAUGUUAGAAGCAGGCAUAAAGCCUAAUCAUGUCACUUUUCUUGGGGUGUUAUCUGGUUGUAGUCACAAAGGUCUGGUGUAUGAGGGACUCCAAAUUUUGGAAUCAAUGGAAAAGGAUUAUUCUGUAAUCCCAAGGUCAGAUCACUAUGCUAUGUUGACCGAUUUGCUUGGAAGGAAAAACAUGCUCAAUGAAGCAAUGGAGUUGAUUAAGAGAGCUCCCAAUGGUUUCAAUCACAUUGGGUCAUUAGGUGCACUUUUAGGUGCUUGUAGGGUCCACGGCAAUUUGGAUCUUGCAAGUAGGGCAGGCAAAGCUUUGUGCAAGUUGGAACCUCGGAAUAGUGGGCGACAUGUUAUGCUAUCUAACAUAUACGCUGCUGCUGGAAAAUGGGAUGAUGCUCAAGAAGUGAGGUUACUGAUGGAGACGAAGGGUUUGACAAAAGAAGCAGCUUAUAGCUGGAUUGAGGUGAGGAAUAUGACACAUCAUUUUGUUGCUAAAGACAAGUCCUGUGAUGAGACGGAAGAAAUAUAUGAGUUACUUGAUAAACUAGCGGAUCAGAUGAAGGAUGAUGAUGGAUAUGCUCUCUUUAUGACAACUCAUUUGUUUCCUGAAGAUGAUGGAGCAUCCUGAUCUUGUUGAGCGAACAGUGUUCACACUUUUUAGUUUACUUGAAAAGUUUAGAGACUGUGUUCUUCAACGAGUAUUGUGUGCUGCGCUUAACAGGGGUCAACGACUUGUAUGUAUAUUGUACUGCAGUGCAGGAAUCAAGAUAUCUGUAAAUAAGCCAGAGUUUCUCCUCAACGGAAGAGGAAAACAAUAGGUGAAAUUCAACAAGAGCGAAGAUAAAUUUGAACAUCACAUGCCAAUAUUAGCGGCCAAAAUCUCAGCAGACUGCGGGAAGGAAAUCUCAAAAGCUUUCCUUUUUUGGCUGGUAAUUUAGCUUAUGGAUUUGAAAUGCAUUUUCAGUGGUACGAGAUGUGAAUGCACUGGUACAGUCUAGGAGCUUUUUCUACCUAGUCGAUAUGAAACCGUAUGUGAUGUUGACAUUAAACA
Rhododendron vialii is the source of this 2295-nucleotide messenger RNA. RefSeq names its product pentatricopeptide repeat-containing protein At2g13600-like. Gene Ontology annotation, molecular function: protein binding; RNA binding. The record is from RefSeq and is a predicted model, not a curated record. Lineage: Eukaryota; Viridiplantae; Streptophyta; Magnoliopsida; Ericales; Ericaceae. Gene Ontology annotation, biological process: RNA modification. The transcript has a single exon. Bases 127 to 1872 code for a protein of 581 amino acids.